CGGGGAAGGAUUACGUUGGGUGUUCGCUGCCGCUAGGCUAUAAAAGCGUGCCCCUAGCUGCGUACUGUGUUAUUCCGAUUGAGCAUCUGAGGAGAGUCUUUGGUGAUCGUUAGAGAACUGAGCAACCCGCCUAAGUUCACAAUGCAGAUCUUUGUGAAGACCCUGACUGGUAAGACCAUUACCCUUGAAGUUGAGCCCAGUGACACCAUUGAGAAUGUCAAGGCUAAAAUCCAGGACAAGGAAGGAAUCCCUCCUGACCAGCAGCGUCUGAUCUUUGCUGGUAAGCAGCUGGAAGAUGGCCGGACCCUGUCUGACUACAACAUCCAGAAAGAAUCUACCCUCCACCUCGUCUUGCGACUGCGUGGUGGAAUGCAGAUCUUUGUGAAGACCCUGACUGGUAAGACCAUUACCCUUGAAGUUGAGCCCAGUGACACCAUUGAGAAUGUCAAGGCUAAAAUCCAGGACAAGGAAGGAAUCCCUCCUGACCAGCAGCGUCUGAUCUUUGCUGGUAAGCAGCUGGAAGAUGGCCGGACCCUGUCUGACUACAACAUCCAGAAAGAAUCUACCCUCCACCUUGUCUUGCGACUGCGUGGUGGAAUGCAGAUCUUUGUGAAGACCCUGACUGGUAAGACCAUUACCCUUGAAGUUGAGCCCAGCGACACCAUUGAGAAUGUCAAGGCUAAAAUCCAGGACAAGGAAGGAAUCCCUCCUGAUCAGCAGCGUCUGAUCUUUGCUGGCAAGCAGCUGGAAGAAGGUCGCACUCUGUCUGACUACAACAUCCAGAAAGAAUCUACCCUCCACCUUGUCCUGCGACUGCGUGGUGGACUGUGAAAAUUUUCUUAAUUUGCACUUUGUCUCUGCAUGAUGAUUCACUGGUGUAUUCAUCUUUGUUUUGUAAUGAGUAAACUGGACUUAGUACCUGAAGCAUUGUAGAUAAUAAAGUUUUUGACUGACA
Molecule: messenger RNA, 955 nt
Organism: Stegostoma tigrinum
Lineage: Eukaryota; Metazoa; Chordata; Chondrichthyes; Orectolobiformes; Stegostomatidae
Gene: ubb
Product: ubiquitin B
Exons: 2
Coding region: 142-831 (229 amino acids)
Biological process (GO): protein ubiquitination; modification-dependent protein catabolic process
Cellular component (GO): nucleus; cytoplasm
Molecular function (GO): ubiquitin protein ligase binding; protein tag activity
Source: RefSeq, a predicted model, not a curated record